Messenger RNA from Toxoplasma gondii ME49, 4634 nucleotides. Its product is annotated as phosphoglycerate mutase family protein. NCBI's taxonomy places the organism in Eukaryota, Apicomplexa, Conoidasida, Eucoccidiorida, Sarcocystidae. The coding region runs from base 333 to 2810 and encodes 825 amino acids. Gene Ontology annotation, cellular component: cytoplasm. Gene Ontology annotation, molecular function: phosphatase activity. The transcript is spliced from 2 exons. The record is from RefSeq and is a predicted model, not a curated record.
GUUCUGUCAACUGCUUCGGGUCCCGCAGGGCUUUAUUCACAGAAAUUUGGGGAGAUAACGAGCGAAGUUGCGUAACAGUUCUCAAUGAUACAACGGAUGGGAAGUGUAUAUCGGCUGGGAUGCCGUGUUUCAGUUUUAUUGUCCCAGAUUUCUCUCUCGCAGAGUGACACAACGUGGGCAUGUCCGUCGGGCAGGGCCGCAGGAACGGAUCCGUGUCCUUCUGUCUGCCCAGGCGCCGUUACGAUGCUCGUCUCCCGGUCAAAAUAACCAGGAGGGCUUUCUCGUCCUUUGCCACACUCUGCGUUUAGCAUAUCUGUGCGUGUACUUUCAAAAUGGGGUGCACUUACCCCGCGUCAGUCUUGUUUCUACGGUCUCAACGUGCACGAAGCCCAAUCUCCCAAACAACCUCAUCCUUGCGUCAGGUUUCCAGCGACAGGCCUGCCUGUUUCCAGCGAGCGAAGCAUCUCAUCCUCUUGGCUCUUCUUUUCUUGUCUGUAGAUCAAGUUCCGCUCCAGAGCGCAGAGUUGCAAGCAACGACCCCGGAAACUCCUACGGAAAACCUAAAGCGUGUGGGUUCUCCGGCACCUGCACACCGGGCUUCCGUGUCUCUCCUGCAGUCCUCUGAGACAAGGCUUUCUCCCAAUCUCUCGGCACUCGAGCGUGUGCCACCGGUCUCUGGCGCGUUUUUCGAACGCGACUCUCCGCGAGCAAGCACUGGAGAAAGCCUUCGCGAACGGACUCCUGGCUCUCAAAAGAAGUCGCCCGCAACCUCCUCUUCCCUAGGUUCGGAGUCUCCUUCACAUCAAAAUCGUGUUUCUUCUCCAGGAGACGCACUAUCAUCAGAAACUCACGAGAUGAUUUCUUUCGCCCGGCCCCUGUGUUCUGGGCCAGACUGUACGCGAGUGCUCGCCUUCGCCACGCAGUCGGGGAUUCAUUCGGGUAUCCAGGAAGCCAUUACCCUCCACCAUUCCGGUCGUGGAUCCAGGAUCAACCCACGCGUGCCCUCUCGACACACGUUUUCUUUCGAGGAGAGGCCGGCUUCUCGGGCACCAGCCGAACCGUCACAGACCCUAUAUUCGAGAACUUCCUUUAGCUCUUUGCGUUUGCACUCGGCUUCUCCUUUUGUUCCGCCUGCAUUUCUCACUUUGAGUCGUGGCUUGUUUUCCUCUCCUGCGGAGAAUGGAAAGGUGAGAGAGGUCGCGGAGAGGCACCCUUGCGAAGGACCGGCACUCCUAGGCCAGACUGUCUUGGUUUCACACACCGCGCAGAAGAUCUCUGAAGGCAGCCCUCAAUUUAGUCGUGCAGGCGGAUCGUCUGUGACACCUACCGAUCCAGAGGACCCUGUCUCUUCUUUGGAGCUGAAAAGUUCAUCUGAGAGACAGUCCCCUUUGCAACCCGUGGUCUCAGAAGUUGACGCAUGGGCAACCUCCCGCGAGACGGGGGUUUCACCAAAUCCUGCAGUCCCGAAUUCCUCCCCACCUGUUCCUCAACAGUCCCCCGCUCCCGCCUCCAACACCUCCAACAGACUGGGCAUCGCUGGUCGUGUAGGUCGUCUCCGUUCCUUCGUAACAAACGUGGCACAUGCCGUGCAGUCGAUGUGGAGAAGAAGGUGGGGACGACAACGGCGGGUGCAAACCCCGUCUCAUAUGGCAAGGGUAGUGGGGACGUGGCUGAAGGAGAACGAGGAGGAUAUCAAGAGAGGAGAAAAGAGGCUUCUCAUUCUCAUGCGUCACGCCGAGUCCGAGUUCAACGAGUGGAGAAGGGAUUCUUUCAGACGGUUACGCUUUCGUGAUAUGCUCAGGUACGACCCGAACAUGCCAGAUGUUUGUCUGACCGACCGCGGCUUGCAGCAGUGUGAAAACGCUGCAAGAUUUUACGCGCAGGUGCGCGCCGAACUCCCCUCUCUACAAGUCGACGCCUAUCUAGUGUCUCCCCUCAGUCGGGCCAUCCAGACUGCACUCUAUACCUUUUCCUGUCCCGUUGCUUCUCACGAUCCGAACCAGAGGCCGUUUGCUGGUCCACUCGAAGGUGACUCCCCACCGCUGCGCAGAGGAUCGCAGCGCGCUCACGAGAAGUGGCUUCUGCUUCCACUCCUGCGAGAGCGCACUGACACAACAGGUGACACUGGCCGAAGGGCGGAAGCGCUCCGCAGCCACUUGGAGUCACUGAAAGCAAAUGGGAGACUUCCACUUCAGUGCAAUGUCGACAGAGACCUUGAUUGGUCACUCAUGAAUCCCCUCAACGAGUGGUGGCUUCAGUUCGCGGAUUGGGAGCUUGAGAACGCCGAGAAACUUCUUUCUUCGCGGUGGUACGAGCCUCACGAAGAGCAGCACCGCCGCCUCACUGUGGACGACCACGCCCAAGAAACGCUCCGCGCUUCCAGCUCUUCUCAGGGUUUGGCUUCAGCUGCGGGAGAGGAGAACACAGCCCAACUGCGGGAUCAACUGGAAAGCGAGGGCCGGCAGGCCCCUCCGGAGACAGAACCGGAAACUGUUAGAGACAAACUGCAAAUGGCACUGAAGGACUACUCCACGCACAUGCAGGACAUGGUCAGACAGCAGUUCUGGGAACAGCGCCUGCAGGCAUCUUGGCGGUUUCGAAGAGUCCCUCUUGAGAGCGAGCGCGCUGUCCAAGCGCGCAUGCGCCUUGUCCUCAGAGCAAUCUGCAGCGUCAAGGAUGCGAGGGUUGUGGUUAUCGUAGGUCACUCGAUCGCGUUUCGCAUGCUCACACGCACUGCGAAGAUGGGCAAUGCCGCAAUCGUUCCAUUCGCUCUCGACUGCGAAGCGAAAACGGUAACCGAACUUUAUUAAACCACUCCGGGAGAACAAGGGAGCAGCCAACUCAACCGAAAGGCAACAAAAUGAACCCAGUACGUUAGACUUCUGUUGUCAUCCAUGCUUUGCGAAAUCGGUUUCAUUGCUCUCCGCGUAAGCAACCCGGGUCUCUGCCGGCUUGCUUAUUCGGGAAACGUCCGUUCCUCAAUGCCUGCCUACACGAACAGAGGCGGCGACAAAGAGGAAGACCAUUUCAGUGUGUCGACAGGAGCUAUCGAAGGACUGGCAGGUCUCCUUGCCAGUUUUGUCUACCCAAUGUUUAGGUUGGUCGUUUGUUUCCAACGCAAGUGCACACAACAGCGAAGAGCGACAGCACGGAAGCGAACACAACGCCAGCCUUGCUCGCCGAGAUGUGAUGCCUGAGAGUAGUGACACUUGGAAUGUGGUCACUUAUCUCGAUCUCAAAAGUGCUACGGAUAACUGAAGGGUGGUAAACGAGGUUUGGAGAUGAUCGCUGUCAGGAAAACGAGAUAUACGAAUACUGGAAGCUGACCGUGGAAAGUGCUGUACAGAUAAAGGUCGGAUGGUAGGUCAAUGCAGACCAAGACGUAGAGGGCAGUCGGCAGACAAGGCUAUAUGUUUAAGCGGUGCGAGACGAGAAAACGAAAAGAAGGAACAAUGCAACAGAGUGGUGCAGCCGGAGCAGGAGACACUAACGUUACGGAGGACACCCCGCAACUGGUUCGCCCCGCCUCUCGAGCCAAAGUGAACAGGGCCGGCGGAGCUAGGAAGAAUUAAUCGGAUCAGAUUGUGGAGAAAAACAUGCAGAAGCGUCCUCGCGUAAUGUUGAGGCAAGACCGGCAAGCUGUGUUCUUUCGUACAGCGUGAAUUUGGGGAGGUGAUAUUCCUCGCCUCUGCGCUCCCGAUGUCCUGAAGAUAUAUGCGUACACGGUCAGGCGCCGGUGGCGGGUAGGGUUGCCUCGUGAUUUUUUUCAGUCUCAGUCGUGAUCCGCUUCUUUUGGCCGAACAGAGAAUUCGUUUUCAUGCCUCUGUCGUCGCAGGUCUUGUCCAAGAGCGCCUGAAGUCAAGAGAUGUCAGGAGAAGUUCUCUAUUUCUGCUCGUGGUGCGAACUAGAUUGGCGGAUACGGAUAUUCUAGAUACAUGCACAUAUGUUUACAUGCACUCGAAGAACCUGUACCAAGUAGUAGUUGCUUUGAACUGGUGAUGGGUGCUUUUCGGUGCCGUUUUUGUAGUGAUGCAGUUAAGUGGUCGAUUUUUGGACCGCUUCUCUGUUCUGGAUGAUGGGGUCAUUUCCGCUGGCAAAAGGAAGGGUGGACUGUGUGAGGAAAUGAUAAUGAGGAAAAUAUAGUUGGAACAUGAUGAAGUUGGAAGAAACGUGGGCUCAUCGGUUACCGGCUGUGUAGCUGUGACACCGAUGCAGGUUGCCACCUUACGAUGAGUUUUGACGACAAAAUGGAAUUGAAUUGGCUUAUGUAAGAUAUAAUUCCUGCUCCGUAUCAUGCAAGCAAUGAACUGAGGAAGCCAACACUUUGUGGCGGCUUAUUCACACCUUUGUGCGUAGGACAUGUGGUCCAGUGUGGUUCUUUUUUCCGACGUCUUUCGUUUCCUAGAUAAUCUUUACGUGUUUUUUUGGCUUUCCCAUCUUCAAUCAUCGGUUCCAUCGGAGCUUUGUCAUUCGUCCACCGAUCGGUGUUUCCGAGAGAACAAGAAACACACAUAUCGAACCGGCGUGUCUGACCCCACAAUGUCGCCACUUUUUGACUGUGACAGCAGCUAACUGUAUCACCAAAAUUUUCGUCUGUUAAAAACUGUACAAACUAGUGAAUCAUGAGACCAGGC